Molecule: messenger RNA, 2166 nt
Organism: Marmota flaviventris (yellow-bellied marmot)
Lineage: Eukaryota; Metazoa; Chordata; Mammalia; Rodentia; Sciuridae
Gene: Mkrn2
Product: makorin ring finger protein 2
Biological process (GO): protein polyubiquitination
Molecular function (GO): ubiquitin protein ligase activity; metal ion binding
Source: RefSeq, a predicted model, not a curated record
CGAGCCGAGGCCGAGGCGGCAGCGGGAGGCAGCGGCGCGACGACGGCCCCCCAGCCCAGCCACCAUGAGCACCAAGCAGGUCACUUGCAGGUACUUUAUGCACGGUGUGUGUCGGGAAGGCAGCCAGUGCCUGUUCUCACAUGACUUGGCGAACAGCAAGCCAUCCACCAUCUGCAAGUACUACCAGAAGGGCUACUGCGCCUACGGACCGCGGUGCAGAUACGAUCACACGAGGCCCUCGGCUGUAGCUGCUGGGGCUGUGGGCCCCCUCCCCCAUGCUGGGCCCUCCCCAGGCUUCCACAGUCCUCGCCCUUCUGCCGACCUCACCACAUCUGUCGUGAAAACCCAGUCCCAGGAGCCUGGGAAGCGGGAGAAGAGAACGCUGGUGCUCAGAGACCGAAAUCUCUCUGGCCUGGCUGAAGAAAAGACUCGCCCAAGCAUGGUGAGUAAUCUAGGCAGCUGCAGUGACCCCCAGACGAGCCUGGAGGUGAAGCCCCAUUCCUACCUCGAUGCCAUCAGGAGCGGCCUGGAUGACUUGGAGGCCAGCAGCUCCUACAACAGCGAACCGCUGUGUCCCUACGCUGCUGCCGGGGAGUGCCGGUUUGGGGAUUCCUGUGUCUACCUGCACGGGGACGUGUGUGAGAUCUGCAGGCUGCGAGUCCUGCACCCCUUCGACCCUGAGCAAAGGAAAGCCCAUGAGAAGAUCUGCAUGUCGACAUUCGAACACGAGAUGGAGAAGGCCUUUGCCUUCCAGGCCAGUCAGGACAAGGUGUGCAGCAUCUGCAUGGAGGUGAUCCUGGAGAAGGCGUCGGCCUCGGAGAGGAGGUUUGGGAUUCUCUCCAACUGCAACCACACCUACUGCCUGUCCUGCAUCCGGCAGUGGAGGUGUGCCAAGCAGUUUGAAAACCCGAUCAUUAAGUCUUGUCCGGAGUGCCGUGUGAUAUCAGAGUUCGUGAUUCCAAGCGUGUAUUGGGUAGAAGAUCAGAAUAAAAAGAACGAGUUAAUUGAAGCUUUCAAACAGGGAAUGGGGAAAAAAGCUUGUAAAUACUUCGAGCAAGGCAAGGGGACCUGCCCGUUUGGAAGCAAAUGCCUUUACCGCCACGCGUAUCCAGACGGGCGGCUGGCAGAGCCAGAGAAACCCCGGAAACAGCUCAGCUCUGAAGGCACAGUGAGGUUCUUUAACUCGGUGCGACUGUGGGAUUUCAUCGAAAACCGAGAAACCCGGCAGGUCCCCAGCACUGAAGAUGUUGACAUGACAGAGCUUGGGGACCUCUUCAUGCACCUUUCUGGAGUGGAAUCCUCAGAACCCUAGGGUCAGUGGUUGUCCCUGCAUCUUGGGCGUUGCUGAGCCAGGGCGUGAGCCAGGCUGUGCUCACCCUUGGUCUCCUCCACUCUCCCUAUGACAGCCCUGGGACGAGUGAAGCAUAUAAAGUAACCUAAUAAGUACACGCCAUCACUAUUUUUAUAGUUGGUAUCUGAGCUGCACCUCCCGCCCCUCGGGACCAGCUGGCUGCUGGGCGGUUUGCUUUAGAGGAAACCUGGCUCCGCUCUCGAUUGUUCUCCUUAGAAACAGUAAACUCGCAGCUGGCCCCGGAGCACAUUGAAUUUUCUUACCAAAGGCUUCCUCCGCGGGGUCCCCAGUGUGUGUAAACAGCGAGCUGCUGUUGAGGGGCCAUCAGUCCUCGUGAGUCUCCUCAGUGUCCCACUCGUGCAGCUGACAGGUGAAGUGUUGGGCCGCCCUGUCCUACCUGGAAGGGCUGGCUUGUCCACACGGGAGCUAGUUUCUGGCCCAGUAGCGCUUUAGAGAAGGAGGCCAGAGUUCCUGCUCAGUUUCUUUUUAACUAAAGAAUGCGUGUGACCUCGCAAGUUAGAACAAGCUUGUUCUAAACCUGAAUUUUUUUUUAAUCUAUUUUUGUAAAAUGCUGUAGAGAGAUUUUAUAAAAUGUGUCCCUACAGUAUGGGUAGUUACCCGAGUUGAGAAUGCUUGAUUUUCAUAGUCAGCUCUCAGUCAAGGGCCUGAGGAGCAGAGUUCCAUUCCCAGCUUUAGAAGGAAAGGGUUAACAGCCAUUAAACCUAAAUUUAAUUUAUUUUAUUAAAAUAACAUAAUCGAGGAAUCAUCAUAACUGUAUCUUGUCAGGCGCAAUAAAAACAAAAUUAAAACCCAAA